Messenger RNA from Solea senegalensis (Senegalese sole), 2219 nucleotides. It is a transcript of the gene pex3, whose product is annotated as peroxisomal biogenesis factor 3. The record is from RefSeq and is a predicted model, not a curated record. Gene Ontology annotation, cellular component: peroxisomal membrane. The transcript is spliced from 12 exons. The coding region runs from base 155 to 1243 and encodes 362 amino acids. Gene Ontology annotation, molecular function: protein-macromolecule adaptor activity. NCBI's taxonomy places the organism in Eukaryota, Metazoa, Chordata, Actinopteri, Pleuronectiformes, Soleidae. Gene Ontology annotation, biological process: protein import into peroxisome membrane.
UUUGCGUUGUCACGCUGCCUCUGACAGCCAUUAGCAUCGGGAGCUAAAACUCGUCCGUGAACAUGUCCGUAAACGAGUCCACGUGAAGUUAAAAGUGCGUGUCGGUUGUUUUGUUUCCCGCGUAGUUAUAUUUCGUACACUUCGCUGUCGCAGGAUGUUUUCUUCCGUCUGGAAUUUCAUUAAACGCCACAAACGGAAGUUUAUUUUCACCGGAGCUGUAGUUGGAGGCGUUUACUUCCUGGGCAAAUAUGCCCAGAAGAAGCUGAGGGAGCUGCAGGAGAAGGAGGCGACGGAGUACAUCGCUCAGGCGAGAAGACAGUUUCACUUUGAAAGCAACCAGAGGACCUGCAACAUGACGGUGUUGUCCAUGUUGCCUCCACUGAAAGAAGCCAUCGUCAAUCAACUCAACUCUGAAAGUCUCACCGCGCUGCUCAAGACCAAACCAGCAAAUAAACUGGAGAUCUGGGAAGAUUUGAAGAUCCUCAGUUUCACUCGCACCCUGGUGGCAGUUUACAGCACCUGCAUGUUGGUCGUGUUACUGAGGAUCCAGCUCAACGUCAUCGGAGGAUAUUUGUACCUGGACAACUCAGUGGGGAAGAACGGCACUACCCCUCUCACUCCUCCAGAUGUUCAGCAGCAGUAUCUGUCCAGUAUCCAGCACCUGUUAGGAGAUGGUUUGACAGAGCUGAUGUCGGCGGUGAAGAAAGCCGUGCAGAACUCACUGGGAGGUGUGUCUCUCAAACAGUCUCUGUCUCUGCUGGAGUUGGAGCAGCAGAUCAGUUGGAUCAGAGCGGAAGUCGAGUCCACGUCAGAGCGCUCACUGUCCUGGUACAUGCUCGCUGACGACCAGGAGGUCCUCACUGACCAGGCGUGUGGUUUGACAGAAGACGACGUCAUGACGAUCAGGCUGUUAAACGAGACCAGAGACAUGAUGGACAGUCCUAACUUCAGCACCGUCCUCGACGCGUGUCUGAACCGCGGCUUCUCUCGUCUCCUCGACAACCUGGCCGAGUUCUUCCGCCCGCCUCCUGGUGACUCCGCCCCCAGCACUGCACCCGAUUGUCUGUCUGUAGUGAGUCUGCCUCUGGCGAAGGUCGUCCCCAUCAUCAACGGUCAGAUCAACACCAUCUGCAGUGAAAUUCCGAGUCACUUUGUUCAGGACCUGCUGCUCAAUGACCAGGUGAAGGAAUUCGCCGCCAACGUGUACGAGACGUUCAGCACGCCGCAGGAGCUGCAGAAGUGACCCGGGGGGGAGGGCACACAUAGCUCCUCCCCCUUUUCUGUGCGACGGCGGCGCGACUGCGACCACAGCAGUGCAUCCUGGGAGAAGUCACAAAACUGAAGGAACAGGAAUCUCCAGAGGGUUUCUCGUCGUCGCCUGUCGCACGUUUACGUUUUCCCUUCUUCUUCUUCUUCUUCUUCUUCUUCGUUUGUCUCAGAAUCAAACUUGUGCGUUUUCUCGGCAGCAGUUUUUGCGUAGAAAUAAAAGAACAUUUUAGAACAUGUUAAAUCUUCUGAUUUCAGUCUCUUCCUCUUGUUGUUUUUCAGCAGUUGGCCCCUAGGUGUCACUCUCCGACUCGUCGAGACAUGAUUUAAGUCUCUGAACAGCGUUAACGUCACUUCCUGUUUGUUUGAAUGUUUUUUUAAUUUAGUUUUUGACUCAAAAAUGAAAUUCCAACUUUUUUUAAUUUAAAUAUCUAAAUUGGAUUAAAUGAGCAUCACCUUUGUUUUUCUAGUUUCAUACACUACAUGUAGAGUUGUUGUUUUUAUAUUUAUUGACGUAUUAAACGAUCACACGUCACAGAGGAGAGGGUUUUUUAACAGUUUUAAUUCAUUUUGUGUGAAUUUAAAGCAGAUUUAGUGAAAAACAAACAGAAACAUGAGUUCAUGUUCUUUUUCUUUUCUUCACGUCACUCAACGGUUCCUCGCGUGGACAAAGAUCUAUUUUUAAACUCGGGCGUCGCUGUGAGGGAAGUUUUUGGAAAGUUUCGAUCUUCAGAAUAAAACAUGAUUUCCUUUUUCUCGGUUUUUAAACGGUUUCAAUCAAACAAACAACUUUCACUGUUUCAGUCGCAGACGACGGCCGGCGACGCCCACUCAGCUCCUGAUUCUUCACUCGUGCUAAAAAUGAAAUAAAUGAAAAUGAUGAUGUCAUGACGCUGGAAAUGUACAUUUGUAAAAAUAAAGACAGAAUGAUUAAUAAAGAGGUUUCAAAUAUU